AUGUUAUUUAAAUAUGACUUUUAAGAUAUUAACCUUACUAUCUCACUACAAUCUUCACUUUCAUCCAACUAACUAAUCCAUCUAUCUAAUCUCAUUUUAUUUAGCACAUAUUUUUUAGCAUUUCAGGUAGCCAAAAAACCGAAUAUCGACUCAAUCUAUCUACUCAAUUUAUCAAUCGAACUAAUAUUCUCUAAGCUCUUUCUUCCUUUGACUUUUUUAAGAAGCAAACAAACAAAUAAAUAAAUAAAGCCUCUAUAUAUAAUAAAAGUUAAAAUUAGGGAUAUUAUUACCAAAAUUAGCUAGCAAAAUCAUAUAUCUAGCCAGGCUAGUAAAGCAUUCAAAAAAGCAAUUAAUCAAAAGGCCAAUAGCUAGCAUUUAAGCCAUCAGUUUUAACAAAAACUACAAACUAACAGGGAGAUUAUCUACAAUUUAUAUCAAUUUACAAGUAAACAAACCUAGCUGUUUCUUUAGGUUAUUAUUUUAGCAAAAAAUAAAGCUUACUCUAAGAUACUAUUUUGUUCAGCUUUGAUUUUGUAUUUAAAGAAUCUUCAUCUCCUGCAAACAACAAAUAAAAAAGGAAGAAAGUAGCAAGCAAAAAAAUUCACACACACACACAUCAUUCAUAUAUCAUUUACUUCGGUUCGGUUUUAUUAGCUCAAUUAGACUUAAUAUUUUUUGAAUUAAAUAUCUUACUGA
This is a messenger RNA of Tetrahymena thermophila SB210, 696 nucleotides long. RefSeq lists its product as hypothetical. The transcript has a single exon. NCBI's taxonomy places the organism in Eukaryota, Ciliophora, Oligohymenophorea, Hymenostomatida, Tetrahymenidae. The record is from RefSeq and is a predicted model, not a curated record.